GGUUCUACUAAUUAGUCCGUCAAUUUAAAGCAGCAGCGCUCGCGGAUCGCUAGCAGUAAAUAAAUAAAACAUAUAUUAUUUAAAGCCACCAGAAGCCCUUUAAAAAUCUACAAAGUAUCUAAAGAAGUCGCUUCACAAAUAUGGUGUACGAGACAUCAUAUGGCACUGGGCAAAAGCCCUUCACUCCCGAUCCGAAUCGAGGGAUGUGGGAAAAGCCAUCGGAUUAUAUAUUUGCCUGCUUUGGCUUGGCCCUGAAACUGGAUCUGUUUUCGGCCUCAUAUUGGUUCUUCUUCGAUAUGGGCAUUUUUAGCAUGAUGCCCUACUUUAUCUAUAUGGUGAUCUAUCUAGUGCCCAUUUUGGUCAUACACUCCUUCAUGGGUCAGUUCUCCAGCAGUGGCUUCAUCUCCGCCUUUCGACUCUCGCCCUUCUUCAAAGGAAUGGGCUAUGUUAGUGGAUUCCUCGCAAUCUCCAUGCUAAUAUACUAUAGCAUUUUUGCGGCAGUUCCUUUGCUCUUCAUGAUCAACUCUUUCAGACCCACGCUGCCCUGGAGCUGCGAGGGCAUGAAGUCCUGGUACAAUCAAUCUUCAGACACAUCAACUAUCUGCAAUGUAACGGAUGGAAGAGAGAGCUUGGACAGCGAUUACAGCGAAUACAAUUCGUCAUUUUACCUCAAAAUGCUCGAAGUUCCAUCUGUUUUAUAUUUUCAAAGCCACUUUGAGAGUAUGGAAUAUAUGUAUGGUUAUGAGGAGGAUAAGGACUACGACCUCUCGUGGCACUUUGUGGGCUACUUCGUGCUAAUCUGGGGCAUAAUCGCCCUGAUCUUCUACAAGUUCUCUGAAACGGCCAAGUUUGGUAAACUCAUUAGAUAUAUGGUGCUGGGAACACUGGGCCUGCUCGUCGUCUGCUUCGUGCGAUUCCUCUUCCUGCCGGGUGCCAUGAAGGGACUGCUCCGCUUCGCAACGCCACAUGAUCGCGAUAUGAUGGGCAUGGCAUCCACGUUCGUCAUGGUGCUCCACGCCUUUGGAGCCGGCUGGGGCAGUGUGAUCACUCUUUCCAGCUUCAAUAAGUUCCAGACGAACAUCAUGUCCUACAGUUGGAUCAUUUCCUUUGGCCAGAUCUUCAUUUACAUACUGUUUGGCAUGGUUAACUUUAUGCUGGAGUAUUACUUUCAAGAGGUCAAGGUGGCAUCAUAUGACACUCAUGUGAUGUCCCAUUGGAUGUUGUUCUUGUCCAGUGCCAGUGUCAUGGCCUCCAUGGAAUUUGCCAACUUGUGGACCUUUAUUUACUAUACCAUGCUCUUGAUGGCCAGUCUUACAGUGAUGAUCACCCAGAUCUUUACCAUCUUGCAAAGUUUGUUUGAUGAGUUCGAGCAGCUGCGAGGGCGGAAACAGGAAGUGACCUUUGGCUUAAUUGGCGGACUUGCCCUCUGUUCGUUCAUCUUUUGCACAAAUGACGGCGUUUCCUACUUUUCCGCCUUGUCGCUGGAUGCCAUUUUCUCGCACAGUGUCCUCCACUUGCUCCUCCUGCUGGUGGUCUUGUGGAUCUACGGACGAGAGCGAUUCCAGCGGGACAUUGAGUUCAUGCUGCGUCAACCCUUUGCCUCCUGGAAGGUGUUCAUACUCCGCUUUAUGUCGCCAUUUAUUCUGGGAAUUUGUCUGCUUGCGGGGUUAUCUGCGGCCAUUUUCGAGCACUCUUACUCCUCCAUGGUGGUGCUUGUGAUGGCCAUUUUUCUGCUGGGCCUUCCCCUGCUCUUCAUUCCCGGCUACGGGCUGUACUACCUUUACCAGAGCUCGGGCACCUUCUGCGAACGAUUCAGACGCACCUGCCGGCCCACAGACUGGUAUCCGGUGGACAUGGAGGACCGGCAGCGGUACGAGGAGUUCGUGGGCAACACCGAGAUGACCCACCAGCUCUUCGAGGUCACCGAGGAGGUCAACUAAGUGCAACUGAAAGUUGCAAAUACUCUUUAUUGGCUGUACAAUUUUUGAGAUACAUGUUCUACAAAUAUAUAUUCACACAUAUUGUAA
Drosophila serrata is the source of this 2027-nucleotide messenger RNA. RefSeq names its product sodium-dependent proline transporter. Gene Ontology annotation, cellular component: plasma membrane. Gene Ontology annotation, biological process: nitrogen compound transport; amino acid transport; sodium ion transmembrane transport. NCBI's taxonomy places the organism in Eukaryota, Metazoa, Arthropoda, Insecta, Diptera, Drosophilidae. Gene Ontology annotation, molecular function: glycine:sodium symporter activity. The record is from RefSeq and is a predicted model, not a curated record.